AUGGAGCGUUUCCAAAUUAUUUCCGAUCUCCAUCUCGAGACGCCCUCUGCAUAUGACCUGUUUGACAUCCCACCCCAAGCGCCUUAUCUCGCUCUCCUCGGCGACAUUGGCAACGUGCAGGAUGAUGGCUUGUUUGAGUUCAUCAAAGUCCAACUUCGACAAUUUGAAAUCGUUUUCUUUCUCUUAGGGAACCAUGAGCCCUUUCAUUCGAGCUGGCCGACUGUAAAGAAUAAAAUCCAGAGCUUCUCUCAUUCAAUCGAGCAACAACAACAACUGAAUGCGGGGCAAUCUGCUUCCUCGAAACCCCUCGGGAAAUUUAUAUUUUUGGAUCAAACGCGAUAUGACAUCUCUUCUGACCUGACUGUUCUCGGGUGUACGCUCUAUUCCAAGAUCACGAAACCCCAAGAGGAAACUGUCAGUUUCGGUCUGAACGACUUUUACCAGAUCGAGGAUUGGACUGUCGAAGGCCAUCGUGCAGCUCACGAAGCCGAUCUCACAUGGCUCAACACCCAGGUCUCGAACAUGGCCAGAACAGACCCGCAGCGCAAAAUCAUGGUGUUCACCCAUCAUAGCCCGAUAUCCGCGGAUGCCCGUGCGGUUGAUCCUAGACAUGCCAACAGCUCCAUCUCUUCAGGCUUUGCGACGGACCUUAGGGGGCAGACUUGCUGGGAGAGCCCUCGAGUGCGUGUUUGGGGAUUUGGACACACGCAUCAUAAUUGCGAUUUCACAGAGGAACGGACUGGCAAGAGAGUCAUUGCGAACCAGCGAGGGUAUUAUUUCUCCCAAGCAAAGGGAUUUGAUGUGAAGAAGGUCAUUAACUAUUCUGCAUUUCAUUUAUUCAUGAUGGCCUCCAUUGCUCGCGCUUUGCGGCCCUUGUCCCGCAAUACUGCUUCUCUCCGACUUGGAGCUACUAGACGGCCAUUGCCCACUCGUGCAAUUACUAGCACCCAUGCAUUCUCUACCACUUCCCGCCGGCGGGAUGUCGACUUGUCCCAUUUGACCCCUACCCCAAUCAGCCUUUUGUCCGAAACGGAAUCCCUCAUGUCCGAAUCGGUCUCCAAAUUCGCCCAAGAACAGAUCGGUCCUAAGGUCCGCGACAUGGAUGAGGCCGAGACCAUGGACCACACCGUCGUUGAGCAGCUGUUCGAACAAGGUAUCAUGAGUAUCGAGGUUCCCGAGGAGUUUGGCGGUGCGGGGAUGAACUUCACCGCCGCCAUCGUGGCAAUCGAGGAGCUGGCUCGCGUUGACCCCAGUGUCAGUGUCCUUGUCGAUGUCCACAACACCCUUGUCAACACCGCCAUCCUCAAAUACGGUGACGCCCAGGCCCACCGAACAUGGUUGCCCAAGCUGGCUACAGGCACAGUCGGCUCGUUCUGUCUGUCUGAGCCAGCCUCCGGAUCGGAUGCUUUUGCUCUGCAGACCAAGGCCGAGAAGACGGCGGACGGUUACAAGAUCAACGGAUCCAAGAUGUGGAUCACCAAUGCCAUGGAGUCUGGUAUUUUCAUUGUCUUCGCCAACCUUGAUCCCAGCAAGGGAUACAAGGGUAUCACCGCCUUUAUCGUCGAGAAGGAUACCCCAGGAUUCUCGAUUGCCAAGAAGGAGAAGAAGCUUGGUAUCCGUGCCAGCAGCACCUGUGUGCUCAACUUUGAUGACGUCGUCAUCCCCAAGAGCAACCUGCUCGGUGAAGAGGGCCAGGGUUACAAAUACGCUAUCAGCGUGCUGAACGAAGGCCGCAUUGGUAUCGCUGCUCAGAUGACCGGUCUGGCCCUGGGUGCGUGGGAAAAUGCUGCUAGCUACGUCUGGAAUGACCGUCGCCAGUUCGGUCAGCUUAUCGGUGAAUUCCAAGGCAUGCAGCACCAGCUCGCCCAAGCCUACACUGAGAUCGCGGCCGCAAGAGCUCUCGUCUACAACGCUGCGCGCAAGAAGGAGGCCGGCCAGGACUUUGUCCAGGAUGCCGCCAUGGCCAAGUUGUAUGCCUCGCAGGUUGCCGGCCGCGUUUCUGGCAGUGCCGUCGAGUGGAUGGGCGGCAUGGGAUUCGUGCGCGAGGGUGUCGCCGAGAAGAUGUUCCGUGACAGCAAGAUUGGUGCCAUCUACGAGGGCACAAGUAACAUUCAACUGCAGACAAUUGCCAAGCUUCUGCAAAAGAAGUACACUCAAUAA
Molecule: messenger RNA, 2160 nt
Organism: Aspergillus wentii DTO 134E9
Lineage: Eukaryota; Fungi; Ascomycota; Eurotiomycetes; Eurotiales; Aspergillaceae
Exons: 4
Coding region: 1-2160 (719 amino acids)
Cellular component (GO): mitochondrion
Molecular function (GO): acyl-CoA dehydrogenase activity; hydrolase activity; flavin adenine dinucleotide binding
Source: RefSeq, a predicted model, not a curated record